Molecule: messenger RNA, 3017 nt
Organism: Tripterygium wilfordii
Lineage: Eukaryota; Viridiplantae; Streptophyta; Magnoliopsida; Celastrales; Celastraceae
Product: glutamate receptor 2.7-like
Exons: 5
Coding region: 109-2877 (922 amino acids)
Cellular component (GO): plasma membrane
Molecular function (GO): ligand-gated monoatomic ion channel activity; signaling receptor activity
Source: RefSeq, a predicted model, not a curated record
AUCACACAAACCAUAUCUUAUAAAUUCCCAUCAUAUGCUAUACUGUAUUAUGCUGGUCCUCAGCAAUUCUUUGCAUGAUUUCUUAUUCAACAUAACUAAACUAACGGAAUGUAUCCCCAACUUCGACCUUCCUCUUCCAUUUCUGUUAAUUCGGUUUCGAAAGCUUGCUUCCUUUUGUGUCUCUUCAUCUUACAUGGAGCUGAAGCCGCCACCAAUAGCAGCGACAAAAUCACAUCCAUCGGUGCAAUCAUUGAUGUCAGCUCUCGUAUUGGCAAAGAAGAGAAAACUGCCAUGGAAAUCGCAGUUCAAAACUUCAACAACAACUCCUUAGACAACAAACUAGAACUUUUCGUCAUGGACUCCGCGGGAGGAGGACCCCUCAAAGCUGCUUUUGCAGCUGAGGAUCUGAUUAAACAGAACAAAGUGAAGGUGAUUAUUGGGAUGGAGACAUGGGAGCAAGCAGUUCUAGUGGCUGAUAUUGGAAGUGAAGCACAAAUUCCGGUUAUUUCUCUGGCUUCAGCAGCCACAACACCACCAUUAAUGCCGAUUCGAUGGCCUUACUUGGUAAGAAUGGUUGGAGAUGGUGUUGAACAAAUGAGAUGUAUUGCAUCCAUUGUUCAUUCCUACAACUGGAGAAGAGUAGUGGUUAUAUAUGAAGACGACGUAUAUGGUGGUAGUUCUGGCAAGCUAGAUCUUUUAUCUGAGGCACUACGAAAAAAUGGUUCAGAGAUCGAGUAUCGGUUGGUUCUUCCACCAUUUUCUUUACUGUCGAAUCCAAAAGAAGCUAUACAGGAAGAGCUAAUCAAGCUAAUGGAGAUGAAGGUGCAAUCUCGGGUUUUUAUAGUUCUUCAGGCAUCAUUGCCUGCAACAACUCAUUUGUUUGAAGAAGCCAAGAAGAAGGAGCUCGUAGGGAUAGACUCGGCGUGGAUAGUCGCAGACACUAUUACAGAUUUACUUGACUCUGUUGACAGUUCUGUUAUAUCAUCCAUGGAAGGUGCUUUAGGAAUCAAGACUUCUUAUGAUGACAAUAGUACCUCUUACAAAAACUUGAGGACUCAAUUCCGGAAAACUUUCUGGGGCAAUUAUCCGGAAGAAGAAGAUUUUCAGCUAGGAAUUCAUGCUUUAAGAGCUUAUGAUAGCAUUUCUACUGUUGCAGAGGCCGUGAAGAGAAUGACCAACUCUACUAGUCCAAAAAUGUUCUUAGAAACUAUUUUGUCAACCAAUUUCGCCGGUUUGAGUGGCAAAAUAAAUUUCAGUUCCGGCCAGCUAUCUUAUAUUCCGGAGUUGAAGAUUGUAAAUGUGGUUGGAAAGAAAUAUAAGGAACUAGACUUCUGGGUACCCAAAUUAGGGUUUUCGAACAAUGGAACUCUGGUCAUAGUGGGAAAUGGUGAAGCUCCUAAUCGGACAGGAGGUUUGGCAGGUCCAGUGAUUUGGCCAGGGAAUCCACAACGCUCUCCGAAAGGAUGGGCUAUGCCUACUGAUGUGAAGCCUUUGAGGAUUGGAGUACCAAAUAGAACCUCAUUUAAUAAAUUUGUGAGCACUAGUCAUGAAUCAGGGGAGACAAAAUAUGAUGGUUUCUGCAUUAAAUUAUUCGAGCAGGUGAUUGGUGAACUACCAUAUGAGUUUGUGACUCACAAUGGAACAUAUGAUGAACUAGUUCUUGAUGUCUAUAACAAGAAAUAUGAUGCUGCUGUUGGUGACAUAACCAUAUUGGCGAACAGAUCGCUAAUCGUGGAGUUUACACAGCCAUAUAUGGAGUCCGGGUUGUCAAUGAUAGUUCCAGCUGAGGUUGAGUCAAACUGGAUAUUUUUGAAGCCAUUCUCCUUGGAAAUGUGGUUGAUGACUGCUGGCAUUUUUAUUUACACAACAUUGAUUGUUUGGUUCUUGGAGGCCCGAUCCAAUGAAGAAGAAUACGGACGCACCCGGAAGAAUCAGAUUAGCACUGCACUUUGGUUCACUUCUUCUACUUUGUUCUUUGCUCAGAAGGAGAAUGUUAAAAGCAACUUCACCAGAGUGGUGGUAGUGGUGUGGAUGGGAGUUGUGUUUGUCUUAACCUCAAGCUAUACAGCUAGUCUUUCUUCACUGCUUACUGUAAAUAAACUGGAGCCAAGUUUUGAAUCCAACAUACGUGGUGUAAAAGUAGGCAGUGAUAGUGAAUCAUUCAUAAAAAAUUAUUUGCAACAAGUACUCAAAAUCAACAAAGAUAACAUCAAUACCUUUACGGGUGAUGACGACUAUGCAGAACAGCUUGACAGCAAGAACAUCAGUGCAGCCUUUCUUGAGCAGCCCUAUGCAAGAAUAUUCAUGAGUCAGAACUGCAAAAAAUACACUAUCGUUACAGACAAUUAUCGAUUUGGAGGUUUAGCCUUUGUAUUCCAGAAAGGGUCCCCGAUAGCCACCGAUGUUUCCAGGGCCAUUCUACAGCUAUCAGAGAAUGGAAAAUUUAAGGAGUUGGAAGAAACCUGGUUUAAGCCCGUGUCCGGGUGCUCAACCAACGGAACAGCCGAGGAUAUUGAGAGUCUGAGCCUCCACAGCUUCUGGGGUCUCUACCUUUUCACCGGCAUUGCUUCUACUCUGUGUGUGCUAAUCUUUAUAGCUUGCUUGCUACCAAAUUUUCCCGGUCAUCAAAGUGAUACAAAUUCAAGUAACGAAAGUAUUUUGAAGAAAAUAGGUAGGUUUGCAAGCUUCAUUCUUAAAGCAGAGUACUCUGUUACUCCAAGAACUGAUGCUGCACCAGGUCAAGCACUGGAUCAAGCACCAGAUACGACAGAAUGCAACUCCAAGAUUUCGGAAUAUGCGAGUUCCAACGGCAGUGCACAGAAUAAUAAGCUCUCCUUACCAGCUGAACUUCAAAUGCUACAGAUUUCCAGAACCUAGAGCUGGCAGGCCAGAGAUGAAUUUUUUUUUUUCACUCUCUAAACACAUUUCAUAAAACUGCCGACUCUGUAGGUGACUAAAGUAAUGUAGUAAUGUACAUCGACGGGAAGGAAAAUAUUUGUAUAGCCGUGGUUCAGCAA